AUGCUCAUCGACGCACCGCCUAGCUCGCUACCAAGCUUCGGCUUCGUACCAACGGGCGAAGACAAAGGCAUCGAAAUCGAGGUGGAGCCGGAGGCCAAGGCUCCACCCUCGAUUCCCGAGCCCUACAAGGACCUCGAGGCAGUCUUCAGCGAGGUGGAAGCAGACAAGCUGCCGCCUCGUACUGACACAGACCUGCCGAUCGAGCUAGUGCCAGGUACAAAGCCGCCGCAAGGCCCUCUCUACCUCAAGGGGCCCAAGGAGAUGGAGGAGCUCCGUAAGUACCUCGACGAGAACCUCGCUAAGGGCUUCAUUCGGCCCUCGAAGAGCCCAGCACGCUCGCCUGUGCUCUUCGUACCGAAGAAGGAUGGAGGUCUGCGCUUAUGCGUGGACUACAGAGGCCUCAACGAGGUCACCAUCAAGAACCAAGCUCCGCUCCCCCUCAUUGAGGAGCAGCUCUUCCUCCUCCGCAACGCCAAGAUCUACACGAAGCUGGAUCUCAAGGCGGCGUACAACCUGGUACGCGUCGCUGACGGCGACGAAUGGAAGACGGCAUUCGGCACGCAGCUCGGCCUCUACAAGUACCUCGUGAUGCCGUUCGGGCUGGCCAAUGCCCCCUCCCACUUCCAAUCACUCGUCAACAGCAUCUACAGGGACAUCAUCGGCAUCUACGUGGUGGUGUACUUGGACGACUUCCUCAUCUUCAGUAACACAGAGGAGGAGCAUGUCAGCCACGUACGCGAGGUGCUCAAGAGGCUACGCGAGCACCGGCUGUUCGCCAAGCUCUCGAAGUGCACCUUCCACACAGACACGGUGGAGUUCCUGGGCUACAUCAUCACGCCGCAAGGCAUUGAGAUGGACCAGGAGAAGGUCCAAACCAUCAAGGAGUGGCCGCUGCCGCAGUCGAUACACGACAUACAGCGCUUCCUGGGGUUCGCUAACUUCUACAGGAGGUUCAUCUCCCACUUCGCUCGGAUCACUAGGCCUCUGACCGAGCUCGUCAAGCCGACGGAACGCUUCAAGAAGUUCCAGCUCCCGGACGCUGCUGUCCAGGCUUUCCACCAGCUCAUUGAGGCUUUCACCACGGCGGGUGUGUUGAGGCACUUCGACUAUCACAAGCCGACUCGCCUCGAGACAGACGCCAGCGACUUUGCCUUGGCAGGGGUCCUCAAACAGGAGACCGAGAAGCGAUGGCAUCCCGUGGCGUUCUACUCGCGCAAGAUGACCUCGGCGGAGAAGAACUACGAGAUCCAUGAUAAGGAGCUUCUCGCCAUCGUCGCCUGCCUACAUCAGUGGCGCCACAUGCUCGCCGGGCUGCCCAAUCAGUUCGCUGUGCUCUCGGAUCACGAGGCGCUCAAGUACUUCAAGGCACAGCGCCGCAUCAGUGGCCGCCAAGCUCGAUGGUCAGUACUACUGGCUGACUUCGACUUUGUGGUCCAGUACCGGCCAGGAGACAAGGCUGGCGAGCCUGACGCACUCACUCGGCGCUCAGACAUGGAGCCCUCGGAGGAGGAGCGAGAGCACAACGUGCGUCAACUACUGCACCCUAGGAUGUUCGAGGUCGAUACCGCCACUUCGGCAGAAGGCAGGAUGGACCCGGCCGAAGUGAACGAGUUCGGCUUAGCUUGCGGAGCCUCUGCCGAGACCACCAAUAGGAGCACACCGCUCAUCUCGAUGGCCGCUAUCGUCGAAGGGGGCCUUACAGCGCUGGUGCAAACCUUCCAGCCCCUCAAUGUUGAGCUCCUCGAGGUCCACAAGAGCACGCCGUUUGAGUGCAAGGACGGCCUCUGGUACCGAGAGGGCCGACUGGUGAUCCCCAGAGUCACCUUGAAGGGCAAGCAAGGCCGUGGCGACACACGUUCGGCCAAACUCAUCAGCGAGCACUCGCUGUCAGUCGAACACCUUCGAUACAUGGUCAUGACUCAGUGUCAUGAUGGUGUUACGGCUGGGCAUGUGGGGCGCGAUGCCACCCUGGAGCUGGCUCAGCGCUCCUACUGGUGGCCGGGCAUGCGAGCUUGGAUAGCCGACUACGUGGCAAGCUGCCCCGUGUGCGCUCGCUACAAGGCUCCUCGCCAUCGGCCAUAUGGCCUGCUCAAGCCGCUGGCCACCCCCACGCGCCCGUGGGGCUCACUCUCGAUGGACUUCAUCGAGGGCCUUCCAUCCUCGAAGGGAUUUGACUCCAUCCUGGUAGUCGUUGACCGACUGACCAAGAUGGCGAUCCUCACCCCCUCUCACAAGACUGUGACCUCGGCUGGUACUGCCGAGCUCCUCCAGCAGCACGUCUUCAGUCGAUUUGGCUCACCGGAGCACAUCGUCUCCGACCGCGGGAGGCAGUUCAUCUCGGCAAUGUGGAAGAGCUUCGCGAGCUCGCUCGGCAUCCAGCACUCGCUCUCCACGGCCUACCACCCACAGACGGAUGGGCAGACCGAGCGGGUCAACCAAGUGGUGGAGCAGUACCUUUGCAUGUACUGCAACUACGAGCAGGACAACUGGGUGGACCUACUGGCCAAUGCCGAGUUCGUCUACAACAACACAGUCCACACCAGCUUGGGCGUCUCACCCUUCUUUGCCUGCUAUGGGUGGAACCCCAAGAUGCACCCCGAGAUACCUGAGCGGGUUGGCAUCCUGGACCCCAAGCGGAAGGAGUUCGCCACCUCGGCGGCCGAGCUCACCAAGUACCUGCAGGACCAGGUACGUCAAGCUCAGGCACGCGCGGUCGACCAGUACAACAAGAAGCACCUGGACAUGCAGUUCAAGGUCGGUGAUAUGGUGUACAUCAAUCGCCGCAACUGGAAGACUCGAAGGCCAAGCCCUAAGCUUGACACUCGCUUCGCGGGCCCCUUCCCCAUCCUCGAACGGAUCGGCCAGCGAGCGUAUCGUCUCCAGCUGCCAGCUUCUCUAAGGGUCCACGAUGUCUUCCACGUCUCGAUGCUAGAGCGACAGAAGCCCAGCCAGCUUCAGGACCGCGCGAGGCAGUCGGUCAUGCCGCCCUUGCAUGAUGAAGACCUCGAGUUCGAGGUAGAAGCCAUCAUAGGGCACCGUGUUGAGGACGGCCAGCUCAGGUACCACGUCCUCUGGAAGGGCUACCCUGAAGAGCAGGCCACCUGGGAAAGGGUCGAGAUGCUCUCCUGCCCUGACCCCAUCCAGGAGUAUGAGGAAAAGCGGGGGGGACGACCUCAACGAACAGCUCGAAACCGACUUCGGCAAUAA
Messenger RNA from Kalmanozyma brasiliensis GHG001, 3207 nucleotides. RefSeq names its product reverse transcriptase. The transcript has a single exon. Gene Ontology annotation, molecular function: nucleic acid binding. Bases 1 to 3207 code for a protein of 1068 amino acids. Gene Ontology annotation, biological process: DNA integration. The record is from RefSeq and is a predicted model, not a curated record. NCBI's taxonomy places the organism in Eukaryota, Fungi, Basidiomycota, Ustilaginomycetes, Ustilaginales.